Molecule: messenger RNA, 999 nt
Organism: Echinostoma caproni
Lineage: Eukaryota; Metazoa; Platyhelminthes; Trematoda; Plagiorchiida; Echinostomatidae
Source: the annotation of a GenBank genome assembly
UCCUAUGAAUUUAUUUGCUUUUGCAUUUUCUCAUCGGUCUGUAUUACAGAGUUUGACAUCCGGGAUGGAACCGGUGUUGGUUAUUUGGAGAUGCUUUUUCGGACCAAUUUCUUGGGGAUCCUCGGCGGCGGUCAUCACUCCCGGUUGCCUAGUAAUGUGGCCUGUCUGUGGGAUGGAAUCAAACGCCGGUUUCUUUUGGAGAUCACUUGUGCCUCUGAAGUCAAAGCUAUCCGUUUACGCCGUGAUCGCAUAAUCGUGAUUCUCUCCGAAGCUGUCAAGGUGUACACGUUUGACCCGUCCCCACAACUCAUCUAUGAAUCGGUUACUUGUCCAAAUCCGCUAGGACUGUGUCACGUGUGUCAAGCACCUGAUAACCCACUUAUCGUUUUUCCGGGACGUCGACCCGGUAUGCUACUACUUGUACAUAUUGGCAAUCCGGCCUCAUCUAUCGCCAGUCGUGACAAUCCGUCCCCUUGCGGUGCACCUUCUCUUACCUCUGCCGAUAAUCUUCCACCGCGCCAGAUUGUUGCACACGAAAACGCGUUGGCUGCAAUCGUACUGAACAACUCGGGUACUCUGGUGGCUACAGCCUCACAAAAAGGCACUCUUAUUCGGGUGUUUGCGACUAAAGAAUGUGAGCUGAUGUACAAAUUCCGUCGGGGAAUCAAUCCGGCCACGAUCACCUCAUUAGCAUUCAACAAAUCUAGUGAUUUGUUAUGUGUCACCAGUGAACGGGGCACGGCGCACAUAUUCUGUUUAAAACGUGAUUCUACCGAUGUUGAAUCGCGACACGCUUCGUCUUCCACUGGACAUAUUCGUUCUGCUAUUAGUGGGGCUUCCAGCUAUCGUCUUGCUACUCAGUUAAAUUCUCCUUGCUUUUUCACAGUGCUUGCUGCCGAUGGAUCGUAUUACAAAUACAGUUUUACGCCGAAUGGAAAUGUGACCCGGGUGACUUUCGUCAAUUUCCUCGAUUUUUACGAUGAGGAGGCCGAUUUCUGA